Diorhabda carinulata is the source of this 1774-nucleotide messenger RNA. RefSeq lists its product as uncharacterized. The record is from RefSeq and is a predicted model, not a curated record. Lineage: Eukaryota; Metazoa; Arthropoda; Insecta; Coleoptera; Chrysomelidae. Gene Ontology annotation, molecular function: sequence-specific DNA binding. The transcript has 9 exons. The coding region runs from base 465 to 1478 and encodes 337 amino acids.
CAUAAUUUUUUCAUGGGUAAAAUAUUAACGGAAAUUGUCAGUUGAGUCUGCUGUGCUGCUUUAUAUAUAUAACAAUAUCAUAUUUUGAUAAAGACUUAAGCAAAGAUUAUAUACACGGAUAGAUCUGCCACUCUGUAUAAAAAUUUGACGACAAAGUUCGAUCCCAGCUACAUCUCUCGACUGGCUCCGUACCAGUUAUUCAUUUCAUCCUUAUAUAGGGAAAAAAGAUUUCUAUAAUCAAAGGUUCUUUUUUGUGCAUUUAAAAGUUAUUAUUUGUUGCGAAUUGUGCAGGGUCUGUGACUGGCUCACAUCUAAAAGCUUACUUUUUGGUGUUUUAUUUUUGAAUGUUUAUCAAUCUGGAUCCUGAAACUAAGUUGCAAUCAUGCAUCGAGAAAUAACCAAGAUUAUUGAAUGAACAACACAAGGUGUUUGAUAUUGUUUGUUUAUUAGCUAUUUGCAUUUUUAUGCAUUUGAAAGUUAAUAUUUGUUGCAAAUUGUGCUGUCGUGUUUACUUACUCAAUAUGAGUAAACGAGUAAAGGCCUGCUGUGUACCAGGAUGCACGAAUAAGCAACUGAUAAGACAUUCCAUUCCUACGAAUGAAGAUGUUUGCAGAAUUUGGUUGCAAAGAAUAAAUAACCCCAAGUUAAUGCGUGCUGAUACAGUAUUAUCAUCACAUAGAAUAUGUGAUAUUCAUUUUGAACCAAUUUGUAGAAACCCCAAUGGCAGGUUAAAAAAACUUUCACUGCCAACUCUACAUUUACCUGGUUACGAAAAAGAUGAAAAUGAUAUUUUUUGGGUACAGGAGCAACCAUCUUCAUUUUCAACUCCAAAAAGGCUGGUAGAAUCAAUUUCAAAGACUAGUUCCUCUAUCAGCACCUUUACUGGUAACAGCCCAAUAGAGGGAACAAAAAAACCUGUUAAGGUGUACACAAGGAAGCGAUUAUUUCAAGCACUUGUUGAAGAACCUUGUAGCUCCUCUAGUAUGCUGUAUGAACCAUCAAUAUUGACUAAUAUGGAAACAGAUAAACUUGAAGGACACUCUGCUGUGACAGAAAAACGAGAGAAAAGGUACAUGCCAAACAGUUUUCAAAGCAAUGAUUUUUGUGAAAAUAUUGCAAUAGAAUUUCCAGAUAAUUACACAUCUACUUACCAGAUAAUAGAUUCAGUAACAAAUGAAGAAUAUGUGUUAGAUGAUACAAUGGUUUCAGGUUUAUCAAAUGUAAAUUUGCGAACAGGUAAAAUGGUUUUGUAUCUUCAAAUGACUGAAGGUCAACUUCGAAACAAUAUGAAAAUAGAGGAAAUUCCGAAAUGUGAAGAGUGUAAACAAGACGCGGUAGGAAAAUCAGUUAUAAACUGUGACAAAGGAUGCGGGAAACUGUUUCACAUUUCCUGCGUUCAAAUAUCAAGACAAAAUUUAGAUCUACUGAAAAUGAUUGAGGGGGUUACGUGGCUUUGUAAAAACUGUAGAAAUAAAUAAACGUAAUAAAUAGAAAAAUGAAAUAUUUCGUAUAUAAAAAAAUAAACAUUUUUUAUAAAUACUAUUAUUUUUAUUUGUCCUCAAAUUUGAAGAAACAAACUAACAUUAGAACAAAUAUAUUUUGAAUUAUACAUUGAGAAUGUUUCCAAAGGCUUAAACGAAUCGAUUUUCACCAAAAUAUGAACGAAUGUGUGAUACAGUGCUUUCGAAACCAGUCAAGGAGUGCAAGAAGAUUUACAAGGAUAUAAUAUUUUACUAAUGAAUUUAUAACCAAGUGAAAGAUUGAUUACCAAAUC